AAUGAACGGUAUAUUGAUGCUUAUUUCAUUUAUUGCUUUUGUAACUGGCGCCAGUUUGCCGGUCGUUGGGUUUUGAUCAAGUUUUAUAAUUUUCGCGCCGCUUUUACACAGUGAAUUUAAGUUGUAUUAUAAAAAAAAAAAGAAAAUAUAAAGAAGUAGCGCAUAUAAAUACUUCAAAUAGUAUAUUUUUUAAUUAGUUUCAUAUGCGUAAAAGUUGGUGCAAAACGAAAAGCGCAAUAACGGCAUUUGGUUUACAUUACAUUGCAAUUAUUGGAAUUUGUCAUGUUUCGCAGCAGUACCAGCAGCCUGGAAGGCAAUACACCAAUUGACAAUUUUGCAGCUUUCAAUGGACUGGGCGGCUUAAACAUGUUCCUGGACACGAGCACACAGCAGAGCAUGUCGCCAUCGCCACCUGUGUCCUCGUCGGCAACACUGAGUCCACCUGCCACGCCAUUGACGCCGGAACCCGCAAUGUCAUCGACUCAGUUCCCCCUGCUGACGGACAACAACAGCGCGGGCAUGAGUCCAAGUACUCUGCUGCUGCAGCGGCAGUAUCAAUACCAUCUGCUGCUGCAGCAGCAGCAACAACAACUGGCACUGGCUCAGCAUCAGUUGGCGCUGGCUGCCUCGGCAGCUGCUGCAAAUCAUCACCAAAAGGAUGAGAUAGCGCACUCUCUCAAAAUGUUUGCGCUUCUCACUGCCUGCAAUGCAGACAAUGGCAACGGAUCUACACAGGAUGCGAUGCAGGAGUUUGCAGCCAAUGGUUUUGUCACUGAUGACUUAAAUCGUUUUCAGUACACUAAUCCAGGUUCCGUGACUCCACCAUCGUCGCAAUUGCCACCACAGUUUCCCAUGUGCCCGGGUACUGCCAUGGCAGCUACAGUUGGCAAUAUACCACAUUCCCUGGCUGCUGCCCAUUGGAUCAGUCUCAACAACUAUCGGGAGCAAUUGAACAAUGUGUGGCGUAGUAUGUCCAUGCCGUAUUUACCCAACAUGGCUAACAACGCGGCACUUGGAAUGCCAGCAGGCAACAGCCAGAAGAAUCUCAAUUCAAUGGGUCAAACUGUGCCGCCAGAUCACAUGAGAAAUGUUAACAAUUCCAAUUCCAACAUUGCCAACAACAAACUAAACAAGCGCCUUGUUAAUGGAAAGACCAAGGAAACGGUCCCACGUCACUGUGUUUUCUGUGAAAACAAUAACGAACCCGAAGCUUUGGUUAACAGCCAUUCGGUACGCGAUUCAUACGGACGUGUGCUGUGCCCCAAGCUGCGGACCUAUGUGUGCCCCAUUUGUGGAGCAUCGGGCGACUCGGCACACACCAUUAAGUACUGCCCUAAGAAACCCAUCGUUACAAUGGAGGAUGCCGUUAAGGCUGAGUCCUACCGACUGGCUAAAAGCAAUUACUACAAACAGCAAAUGAAAGUAUAAAACGUUGGAGAAACUCUGGCAGCUUCUCGAACAUACAAACAUAUACAUACUUAAUAUGUAUAUCCGCGGUCUACUUAAGAACGAUCACAUAUCGUCUUCAAAAAUAUCGCGCCUGGCGCGUUCGAUUAUAUAUGAUAUAUACAAUUUUAUUCUAUUUUUUAAACUUCGAUCAGUUAGCUUUAUAAUUGCUAGCUAAUCACACGUUCAAACUUCAAUUCAAAAUGUCAUUUCAUUAAUUCAAUAACUAGAAAAUACUCACAAUAUCGUAAUAUUUGUUAAAUCGUAAUACUGGCUUAUUGUUUUGUGCCAGCAUUUUUGUUACCGUUUACGAUUCUUUGCGGCCAAAUAAUUUGCAAUAUUGGUCUGAUCAAUAAUCAUCUACUAAUUUUGGAAUGAAUCAAUUUUGAAUUUCAAACUGCCAAUGGUGAUAAAGUUUAAUUUGAAUAUCUGCUAAGGAAAAAACAAUGAAUAUUUUCGUUGGCAACGAUUUCACAGUACAAGUUUUUAAAAUUUUGACAUACAAAGUUGAUUAACAACACAAUUUUUAAUAAAUGUUCUUAUUUUUUGUUAAACAUGUAUCAACGCUAAAUACCAAUAUAUAUAUCUAUUUUAUAUAUUUAUUAAAUCAUCUUAUCAUCAAAACGUACAAAUCAUAAGCUCAUCAUGUAUGUAAUAUGUAUACAUAUAUAGUAUAUUAUAUUUUUUUAUUCAAAUGCCAAAAGAAGAAUAUUACAAAUGUUCAUUAUAAUUGUAAGCCCAAUUAAGUUGAAUUUGAAAUUACCUG
Molecule: messenger RNA, 2212 nt
Organism: Drosophila innubila
Lineage: Eukaryota; Metazoa; Arthropoda; Insecta; Diptera; Drosophilidae
Gene: nanos
Product: protein nanos
Exons: 4
Coding region: 283-1428 (381 amino acids)
Biological process (GO): oogenesis; negative regulation of translation
Cellular component (GO): perinuclear region of cytoplasm
Molecular function (GO): zinc ion binding; mRNA binding
Source: RefSeq, a predicted model, not a curated record